AUGCACCCGCGGGACAGAGGUGGGACUGCGCUUAUCGCCGCUCGAGGAACCGCCGAAACUGUGGCUAUGACGCACUUUGAACAGGCUAUUGAACGUGUUAUCGGUGGCCUUGAGAAGAAGUCACUUGUCCUCAACCCGGAGGAGAAGAAGACAGUUGCUUAUCACGAGGCUGGCCAUGCACACCGCGACAUCCGCCCGACCCCGCCAUCAGUAAACCCCAAUGCUGAGUAG
Morchella sextelata is the source of this 231-nucleotide messenger RNA. RefSeq lists its product as uncharacterized. Lineage: Eukaryota; Fungi; Ascomycota; Pezizomycetes; Pezizales; Morchellaceae. Gene Ontology annotation, biological process: mitochondrial protein processing; protein-containing complex assembly. Gene Ontology annotation, cellular component: m-AAA complex. The transcript is spliced from 5 exons. Gene Ontology annotation, molecular function: metalloendopeptidase activity; ATP-dependent peptidase activity; ATP binding. The record is from RefSeq and is a predicted model, not a curated record. The coding region runs from base 1 to 231 and encodes 76 amino acids.